GGAAGCUGGAGCUCUCUUCACCGUUCGCACAUUCCGGUAGCCAGAAAUCUCAGAAUAAAUGGAAUCAGUCAGUCCGAGCCAUCAUCGCGCAUGACUCUGAGCCAGCUGCUCACACAGGCAGACUCAUUUUGCUGCUCAUAAACAACGGCGGUCUAGCUCUUGGAGGCACGCACAGCGUGAGAUCUCGCCGAUUUUGAGAGAAGUUUCUGUUCAAACACCUGGCUGCUGCAGCCCACGCUUGAUAGCGCGAGCACACCACAUGCGUUCCCAUUCGACGGAACUUUCCUGUGAUUGCAGAGGUCCUCCCGACAGGGGGAGAAAGAAGAAGGGCUGUCUGGAGAAAAACCAAGCCAAAUUAUUCGUCUUCUAAAGUGCAUACAUACCUACGAUUUUAACACAGACUAUCAUGGGUAUUUAUCGGCUCACCUACCGAACUACAACCACCUUUUUUCGCCAGCUCAACCGUUCCCGCUGACUCAGUUGAAAGCAUUCCAAUCAGGAGAGAGGCAGCAAAAGGUCCAAUGGUUCUCGGAAGUCAUCAUUACCGCCUGCGUUUAGGAAAUUUUGAUUGCUUGAAGGCGCGUGGUUCAGUUAGGUGCAGACGAGCAUAUGGUGUGCCGGGACUGAGGGACCUGUAUUUGAAGGCCAACAUCACGAGAAGGGAAAAAGGAGUGGUUGGUGUUGUAAAACGCUAUCAGUGAAAAGAGAGAAACGAAACCCCCAAUGCUGUGAAGAACCGAUAUCUGCUGAAAACAAAAUGAGGUCUGCCUCCCCAUCCAUGAUACUGCUGAUUCUGUGCCUUCUAGUGAUACCUGCCGUACCCAUUGCGGACAGACAGGAAUGUCAGAGGAAAAAGAGCGGCAAAAAAUGCGAGCGGAAGGAGAAAAAAGAGAAUGCGGCGCCCCUUUUAGCAAAUUUAGCACAGGCAGAUGACAAUAAGACAGGAGACGAAGGCAAAGCAAGAGGAAAAGUAGGAUCAGCCCAUGGCCCCAAAUGGACUAGUGGUCCGCCAAAAGACACACUUCUUAUUCAACGAGAAGGAUCUAAAGCGAUCUUCAAAUGUAGGGCAAAUGGUAAUCCACGGCCAAGUGUCAAAUGGAUGAAGGAUGGACAAACUGUGAGAGCAGAGAAAAACCAACAGUAUCGCAAAAGCAAGUGGAAACUACAGAUUAAUUCUGUAACUAAAGUGGACAGCGGUAACUACACUUGCAUCAUUACAAACCCUUCCGGCCAGCUAAAGUGGACAUAUACACUAAGAGUGCUAGAGAACCAACCUAUAUCAGAGAUUAAUAUCAUCGAACGACCAAAAAAUCAGACAGCACAUGUUGGCGACACAGUAGUCUUUAUGUGUCGGUCUGACACAUGGCCUGCCCCAACCGUGCACUGGACCAGAAAAUCUAAAAGCAAACUAGUAGUUGAAAUAAUACCGAUGGAAAACAAUUCUCUAGCUGAGGUGUUAGUUCUACACAACGUCACCAAAGCUGAUGCUGGAGACUACACGUGCUACAUUGGAAAUGAACUCACCAGCCUCCAGUUGUCGGCUACCCUCACAGUAAUUGAAGAAGGAGAAAGCCUACCAUUUGAACCAAGAUGUUCACUUCAUAUAAGACGCCAGAUCUUGGUGGACAAUACAUUUGGAUGCCAGACAAAAGAGCCGGUUGAAAUAACAUACUGUAUGGGCUCAUGUGGUCGUAGUUAUUUCAUCCCGACUAUGGUUACUACCGAUGACACUGAUAUGCAGGCAAAUCAUCUAAAUCAGACAUGCAAAUGCUGCGUAGGACUGGUGGAGGGAAUUCGAAUAGUACAGCUGAAGUGUCCAUUUGGAGAACAAAAACGUGGCUUUUUCACUCUACUUAGAGAUUGUGAAUGCCAAAGUUGCAGACUUGAAGGUGAAUUUAGCAGAAAGACUGAAGACAAUGUUUCACUUCCGCCAUAAUGUGCCCUGCGAUCUAUCCUACACCAGAUGCCAGAAUUAUUAUUGGAAGAGAACUGUAAAAUGUCAUGAUUUGUAUGCCAUGAAAAAAUCUUUUUGAGAACAACGCAUGAUUAGUAAUAAAUUAAUUCACCCUUAAAGGUCUUGUCUACAUACCAAAUUUUUACAGAUGUUGCUGUAAUAUCUUAUGGGUUUUAACUGUGAAGGAAUACAUUUUCAAUGGUUAAGUGCUUUAAUCAGGGUGUAAAUACUUUUGAAGUGAAAGACCUGAUAAAAUUUAUAAUGGCAGAUGCAGGAAAAUUGUAACUGACAAUAUAGCUUCAACACACUGCAAAGGACAAUAUGAUGAUGUCCAACCACAGACAUCAUCAUAUUAGUGGUUUAUGGAUAGUGCUGUUAGUAUACAGCAUAUAACCUCAAUGUAUAGUGAAAAAAAGUGUUCCAGAAAUUAUAAAACUAGUUGGACCAUGUGUGGUGUCUUGUAGUCAUUUAUCCAAUUUCUCUAUAAAUGAGAAACAGUCUUUAGCUCAACAAGCUAGUUCUUUAUGAAAGUGUUGUUUUGGAAUCUGUGUUCCUGUAAAAAAAGAACUCUACAACAAACUGAAUAGUCAAAAAAAUUUCUCUUGCAUCAAAUCCCAGGAUCCUGAAGAAUGUUUCAGCUAUUCUAUGAGAAUUACAAACAUGAUUGAAAGACAGAUUUUGCCCCUGC
Molecule: messenger RNA, 2642 nt
Organism: Pomacea canaliculata
Lineage: Eukaryota; Metazoa; Mollusca; Gastropoda; Architaenioglossa; Ampullariidae
Product: fibroblast growth factor receptor 3-like
Exons: 11
Coding region: 758-1936 (392 amino acids)
Biological process (GO): homophilic cell-cell adhesion; dendrite self-avoidance; axon guidance
Cellular component (GO): plasma membrane; axon
Molecular function (GO): cell-cell adhesion mediator activity
Source: RefSeq, a predicted model, not a curated record